Messenger RNA from Sorghum bicolor (sorghum), 954 nucleotides. Its product is annotated as cyclin-K-like. Bases 176 to 487 code for a protein of 103 amino acids. The record is from RefSeq and is a predicted model, not a curated record. The transcript is spliced from 2 exons. NCBI's taxonomy places the organism in Eukaryota, Viridiplantae, Streptophyta, Magnoliopsida, Poales, Poaceae.
UACUAAAAAAAAUAAAAAAAAUCAAAGUUUACCGAGUGCCGGAUCGAGGACACUCGGCAAAGCAUCGCAAAAAUAUAUAUGGUCACGCACUCACGCCCGAACAGAACCAAUCGAGCCAGUCCCUUCAGCGCAGAUCCUCGGCGCCGCCCCGUCCGGCCGCAACGCCACAUGGCUCAUGAGCUCGCCCGCAACGCCGCCCAGGCCGGCGGCUCGCCCUCCCCCGGCCACCCCGCCCCUGGUAGGCGGCUCGCUAGAUCCCGGCCGCCCUGCUCCCGACCGGCGGCUCGCCAGAUCCCGGCCGCCCCGCCCUCCACCUGCAGUCCCACCCCGACCGGCGGCUCACCCUCCACCUGCAGUCCCGCCCCCGACCGGCGGCUCGCCGGAGCCCGGUCGCGCCGUGGCGUUCUUGUGCACGCGCAGCACGUACAGGGACGGCAGCUGGCAGAUUUCAGGCCACGCGGUGGCUGCUGAGAGUUCAGGCAAGUAAUUCUUGCAGAUCUGCUCGAAAUUCAAUCUAAAAAAUGCUAGGCCAUAAUUCUUUUUUGAUCGAAUGCAACAUGCCAGUAAUUUCUAAUCUGGAACAACUAAUAAUAGUGUUGUUGUUUUUUUGACUGAUUGAUUCUUAUGUUCGAUUUUUUAACCAAAUUAAGCAUAGGAUUGAUUACUUUCUAUACUUUGAAGGUAUGUACUGUAUGUUUUGUUUGGUAGGUAGGUUUAGCAUGACUGGGUUCAGUAGCAAAAUCGUUAUAAUUCCUUUUAUUCAUGGUGCUUGGUGAGGUUGCUAUCUAUGAAUUUGUCUAUAUGACACAUGAUGUGAUGUAUCUCUUAUAGUAGAAGCUCAAAGGAUAUGAAUUUGCGAUCCAUGGAUUUUUACCCCCCUACUGCACAUAUACCUUGGUAUCUGAUUUCUCCUAGUGAUGAUUUUGCAGGUACUUUUCUGAGUUCAACUCAGGU